Messenger RNA from Maniola jurtina (meadow brown), 10869 nucleotides. It is a transcript of the gene apolpp, whose product is annotated as apolipophorins. Bases 114 to 10031 code for a protein of 3305 amino acids. The transcript has 59 exons. Gene Ontology annotation, molecular function: lipid carrier activity. Gene Ontology annotation, biological process: lipid transport. NCBI's taxonomy places the organism in Eukaryota, Metazoa, Arthropoda, Insecta, Lepidoptera, Nymphalidae. The record is from RefSeq and is a predicted model, not a curated record.
GCGCAGUAUCCUGCAUUUGCCAUCCAGACGUGGUGGUAGCUAUACGUCUAUGUAGUAUUGUUAGUAUAAGUAUCUAGAGACUGAUAAAAUAAAGUGAUAUACACCCCGACAAAAUGGGGACAACUAGAAUAAGUUUAAGCAUUUUUAGUGUUAUCUUAUUAUUCUCAGUUUUAUGGACCCCUGCUCUCUCCAAUGAUAAAUGCGAUCUGGCCUGCAAAAGAUCAUCAUCAGGAGCUACGUUUCUAAAUGGACACACAUACAACUACGCAGUGGAAGGAACAGUGAAGGUGUACUUGACCGGAGGCGACAAGCAAGAGACGAAUGUGAAGAUCUUCGGCCAAGUCUCGGUGACCGCUUAUGGCAACUGUGAACUGUCACUCAAGGUCAACUCCUUGGCGAUCUCUGGACCGGAUGGAAAGAAAUACACGCCUCCAAAAGGAAUUGAGAAAGUUGUGCGGUUCAACUUGGAAGAUGGUCGUGUGGGACCGGAGAUUUGCACUGAAGAGGGAGACACCAAAGCUUCCCUCAACGUGAAGAGAGCCAUCAUCUCACUGCUGCAGACGGAACAGAAAGCUUCCACACAGACUGAUGUCUUCGGCGCGUGUCCAACGGAAGUGUCCGCGUCCCAAGAGGGUGGUGCAGUGCUGGUGCACAGGACCCGGGACUUGAGCAGAUGCGCCCACCGGGAACAGACCAGGAACGAACUGAUCACCGCUGUCUACAACCCUACCGCUGAAAUCAAGAACACUCAACUCCUGCAAUCAAUCCUGAACGUAGAGUCCAAGGUCAACAAUGGGGUGCCAGAGAAGAUCGCUGCAACCGAACAGUACUUGUACAGACCUUUCUCUAUUGGCGAGAACGGGGCAAGGGCUGAGGUCACCACCAAGAUGUCCCUUAGUGGUACAGCUAAAGGCAAUGGAGCAGGAGGUCAAUGCACGGUUCCCCGCACCAUUAUCUUCGAAAACCCCAACGACGACUCGGCGAGCCAAAGCAGCUCUCAGCACCUGAUGACUGCUAUUAAGGAGACUUGCAAGACCCUGAACAACGAAGCCAGCUCCAAAUCCGCGGGCAAUUUCGCUCAACUUGUCAGGAUCUUCCGUACAGCCAACAAAGAGGACUUGAUGAAAGUUUUUGGACAAGUCAAAGGAAACAGUUUGGAAAAGCGUGUCUACUUAGACGCUCUUCUCAGAGCUGGAACAGGCUACAGUAUCGAAGCUUCCAUCCAAAUCCUGAAGAACAAGGAGUUGAAUGAGAUAGAAGAGAAAGUGGUCUUCCUAUCCUUAGGCAACGCCAGGCAUGUCACGAGCGAAGCGAUUAAGGCAGCUGCUAGUCUCCUGGACUUACCCAACUUACCAAAAGGGGUGUAUUUAGGAGUUGGGGCGCUCGCCGGUACGUACUGCCGCGACCACAACUGCCACUCGGAGAAGGCUGAUGGAAUUGUAGCACUUAGCAAGAAGUUAGCUGGCAAGCUGCAGAACUGCAAGCCCAAGACCAAACUUGAAGAAGAUAACGUCGUAGCAGUGCUAAAAGGCAUUAGAAACAUCGGCCAUUUGGAAGACGCCUUGAUCGACAAGCUGGUCCACUGCGCAGCUGACAACAACGUCAAAGCCAGAGUCAGAGUUGCUGCCCUGGAAGCCUUCCAGGCUGACUCCUGUUCUUCUAAGGUGAAGAAGACCGCUAUGGACAUCAUGAAGAACCGUCAACUGGACUCUGAAAUCCGCAUCAAGGCCUACCUCGCCGUCAUAGACUGCCCUUGUGGAAAAUCUGCUAACGAGAUCAAGACUCUCCUGGAGUCGGAACCUGUACACCAAGUGGCGAGGUUCAUCUCAACAUCUCUCCGUGCCAUCCGUGCGUCUGCCAACCCUGACAAGCAACAUGCGAGACAGCACUACGGACUCAUUGGCAUCCCUAACAAAUACAACGUUGAUGACAGGAAGUACUCCUUCUACCGGGAGAUGAGCUACAACGUAGACGCUCUUGGCGUUGGUGGCAACGUGGAACAGUCCGUCAUCUACUCUCAAGACUCCUUCAUCCCGAGAUCCGUCAGCCUCAACCUCACUGCUGAAGUUUUUGGACACAAUGUUAACAUUCUUGAGGUUGGAGGUCGCCAGGGCAAUCUGGACCGCGUGGUUGAACACUUCCUCGGUCCACGAGGCCUCUUCCGCACCAAGGAACCCCAAGAACUGUUCGAUGAAUUGAAGAACAAGAUGUCAGAAUCUGCUCAGAAAGCUGAGAAAAGUGUAAGAGGUCGCCGUUCCAUCAAGAGCGAGGUCGACAACUUUGAUAGACAGGUGAAAGCCGAGUCAGCACCUUACAACAAUGAGCUGGAUUUAGAUGUGUAUGUCAAACUGUUCGGAACUGAUGCUUUGUUCCUGUCGUUCGGUGACGGCAAAGGCUUUGAUGCUAACGGCUUCCUUGAUGAGUCUUUGAAGAUGAUGAACGAGGGCAUGGACAAGAUGAAACACUUCCAGCAAGAGCUCCGUGGACAUCUUCUCUUCUUGGACGCCGAGUUGGCAUACCCAACCUCCACUGGUCUCCCACUCAAACUGGACGCUAUUGGUGCUGCCACUGGACGUGUAGAUGUAUCUUCCUCAAUUGACAUCCGAUCAUGCCUCAGAAACCCUGAAUCCGCCAAAGUAGACAUCAAGUUGAUCCCAAGCACUGACGUUGAAAUUUCUCUUAUCAUGCUCGUCGACGCAGGAUCAGUAGCAACUGGUCUCAAAGUGAUCACCAAUCUCCACUCUUCUACUGGUGGUCACGUAUCAGCUAAGGUCAUUGAAAAUGGCAACGGAAUCGAUCUACAAUGGGGCCUGCCUCUCGAUAAGCAAGAAAUCCUCACAGCUUCCAGCGAUAUGGUAUUCUUCACCGCUGAAAAUGGACAACUAGAGAAGCGAACGCCUGUAACACCUGCGAGUGAAAAGAAUGAGUACUCUGGUUGCUUUGACCAGCUGUCUCAAGUGCUGGGAUUGACUUUGUGUGGAAAAUUGACUUUGCCGUUCUCGUUCAAUGGUCCUAAAUCCCGGAACUCAGUAUCACAAUACUUGUCUCACUACCCAUUGGUGGGAUCAACGAAGGUAAACCUUGUCUUGGAGAAAAAUGACCUCAGAGGAUACCAUAUCAAGGGAGUUCUCCGCAAUGACCCCAAAGGUCGAUACGGGGUCGAGCUGCUAUUUGAUGCUGAAGGAUCUAAGAACCGCCGCACCCAAAUCUCGGCAGAUUUAAUAAAUAACCAGGAAGAGAAAACAAUACAGCUGAACUUGGAAUCUCCUAUCAAAACCUUGUACGGCCAAUUCUCCGUUUACACCAAACCUAGUGAAUAUGCUCUUGUGAUGAAAGCCAAGAUGGACGAAGCUUCGUACUAUGGCCGUGUCGGGUUGAACAUCGAGGGAAAUGACAGACGUCAUGUUUACAAACCUGUUCUGGAGUACCAGGUGCCACAGAGCCCCAAAAAGAACAUUCAUGUUGAUGGUCAAAUCAUAGAAGAGAAGACUGGCGCUGGUGUCAAAUAUACAGUCUCAGAUGUUAAGUUCAACCUCCCAGAAAGCAACGAGCCUGUAACCCUAAUGGGUCACUUCAGCAGGGAACCCAAAAAAAUGGAAAUGGACUUGAAAAUGAUGAAGGGACAACACAACGCGAUGCUGUCCGCCUCCCUGGCCAACUACGACUUCAAAGCUGAUUUCCGGAACACAUUGAACCCUUAUGUCAAUUUCAAAAUCAAUGGCCACUUUGAAAAUGUUGAAGGGCUCAACCGCAACGAAUUCGACAUGUACUACAGUGAAGGCUGUUCCAACUCCAACUACCGAGUCACUUUGAGUCAGUUCUACAAACGCCAAGUAAUCAACCAGAACUCUCAGAUGAAAGGAAUUAGUAUCAUCAGUAAAAACAAAUUUGAUUACCACUUACUACCUUUCAAACUAAAGUUCGACGUGGAACUCGAUCCCAAGAAAGUUGACUUAGACGUUGGUGGACUUUACAUGAACAGACAGGCAAGUCUUAAAGUUGAUGGACGCACCCACAUCAAGAAGGAAGGAGAUUACAAGGUCAAAUGGGCGAUCAACUUUGACAAGCAAGCAGUUGAGGGCCUAGUGAAACGUGAAAUAGAAUCCCCUGAUAAAUCUAACCUGGAGAACUAUAUUGACUUCAAGAACCUUGGCAGAUACGAGCUUUCUGGGGUCGUCCUUCACAGAAUGAAGGCUAGCGAUGUAAAUGUUGGUGCUAUUGGAAACCUCAAGAUUACUGGUGCUGGGAAAAAUGAGGAUGUAAAAUUCGACGUUGGUUACAUCGAGACCGCCAAACUGAGCUCCUCGCACGCCACUGUCUCCAGCUCCAAGGGAGAACUGCUUAACUUCUUGCUGAAGAUCAACACCGGUGCCAACACCAAUGGUCAACUCAAGCUGAACCUCAAGGACGCCAUCGCAGCCAAUGGCCAGUUCCAAGUUACCGACAACGAUGGAAAAGGAAAUGGCAACAUCAUGGUCCACUUUAAAAUGGUUGAUCGCGUGAUCAAGGGAGAUGUUAAGUUUGUAGUCAAGGAUCCAACGUACAAUGCUGAUGUGGACCUCUUCCUCAACUUUGGCAAGAACGACAAUGACAAGAUACAUUUCAGUACCAACAACAAAAGAACUGAGAAACUACUUGAUAGCAAGAACAAACUGGUAUACGACAGCAAAACCACAGAACUGAACCUUCAUGGAGACUAUCAGGAUCUUGGCAAGAACCACGCCAGUGUGGAAGUCGUCCUACCUGAUGAACGGUGCUUGAGCUUGAAGAUCGAUAGAGAAUUCACUGAGAAAGAUAAUGUGGUAAAUGGCCGUGCCGAGGCAAUCUUCUCCGACGCAACAAAGCGUGGUGGGCCAGCCUCCACUAUCAAGUACAAGGCUAAGGUCACUAACACCAACUGGGACAAGGAAACCAUUGAUUUGGAAGGCCAAGUGGAACUGAACGUCCAGGGCGGCAAGAACCUCCUCAACACAUUCAGCUUGAAGAACGUUCCUAAAGGACCGAAGAGCGAUAUUGCUUUCAGGAACGAAAUAAGCGGUACCAUGCUUCCAAAGAAAGGUAUUGUCGAUGUGACUGCAACUUAUACGGAAGGCGAUACCAUUGAUGAUAACUACAGAGUCAAAAUGAGCUACGGUGAUGAUUUAGCUAUGGAAAUGUUUGGAAAGUACCAAGUCAACCUGCCUAGUAAGGCAGAGAAAAAGUACGUCGAAGACAGCACUGUUACCCUAAGACUGCCAUUCGAGACAGCACAUGAUAUCAAGUGGGUUUCCAAAUUUGCUUACAACCAGCCCGAAAACCAAGCCGCUGAAGUUAACAUUCUACAAUCCGUACAAGUGAAUGCUGAUCUCUUCAAAGUAGAGUCGAACGGAAAGUAUGACCGGAAGAAUGGUAACACCAAGCUGAAGGUUAUCCUACCACAUGUGGAUCCCGUCAACAUUGAUGCCCAAUACAAAAUCGAUGACACUAAGGACAGAACAUCAGGAGCGGUAAACGUCAAUGCGCACUACGGUAAGGGCAAGACCACUUCCCUCUCGAUACAAGGCGCAUCCAACCAGAAGGAACUCGACCUGAAGUUCUUGGUCAACUCUCCACAGAACGAGAAGUUCAAGAAGAUGGAAAUCAACAUGAACGCCAAGAACCCAUCUCCCGACACAUUCAACACCCUUAUCGUAAUUGACGCCGACGGUCGGGUCUACAAAUCGGAAGGUCUCGUCGUCUACUCUUCUUCUCAGCCUGUGUUUGAUCUCAAAUAUAGCAGCCCCGCGUCACCUAAGCCAGCAAGGUUGUACUUCAAAGGAAUCGCACCGAGAUCAACGCAAGGACGCAUGGAGGUCAAGAUAGAAAAUGUCAGGAACUUCGACCUGGACUCUACAUUCGAAGUUAACUUUGAUAAGGAUCUGAUCGUCAAAUUCCACGCUAAUGCGCCCACUCUUGAUCUGAAGAACUACAACGUAGAUAUUUCAAGCAAGGACGCUGGAAGUGGCAAGCGAUUGGAAUUCCAAGCUAUGAAUGAUAAUAAGAACGUGCUGAGUGGAAGUACAUCGUUCAUCAGCAAACAAGAAGGGCCAAAGACUAUCAUCGAAGGUUCUGGUACCCUGAAGGUCAAAGACGAACAGAAACCAGCCAACUUCAAAUACAUCCGCACCAUUCUCACUGAAGGCAACGAACAAGGAGUCGAGACGUUCAUCAACGUAGCGUACGGAGAGCGCAACCACGUGGCGGAGUUUCGCAUCACCAACCUGGAGUACAAGACCUCGUACGUCUACUGCGAGGAAAAGAAGCAGUGUGCUCAUGCUGAAGUCAACGCCAAACUUAUCACCACCAAACCUGGUUGUGUCCAACAUCAGUUCAACGCUGGUUUCGACCUCCGCAAGCUUGGAUUAAACACGGAGUUCGGUCUUCAAGUGGCCAACGAAUUCUCAGACAAGACCUUCCCUCAGUACGACAUGAACUUGCACGUGAACAGGGAGAAUAAGAAGUACCACUUCCAUGUCUACAGCCAGCCUGAACACGGCAAAUUCCCAGCUGGUAUCGUCCUGACGUUCCCCCAAAGGGUCAUCGCUUUAGAAUCCGUCGUCCGCUACCCCACCAACAAAAACCUCCCCUUCCCCGUCAGCGGAGAGAUCUCCCUCUACCCGGACAAGAACAAACCCCAAACCAAGUCCGCUGCAAGGUUCAACUUCGACAUCACUGGCAAUGACAAACAAGGAGAGGCCUCUGCGUUGAUUGGAUUUAGCCACCCGAGGAUUGGAAAGGAAGCUUUAAUCAAGUUCCGAGGAUCUCUAAACCGACCAAACGACAAUACCAUCAAGAUUGAAACCAACGGUGUCAUCUCACACUCCUGCCUCGGCAAUGAUCGCGAAGCCAAAUUCUUCUUGGAAGUUAACCCUGUCCACAUCAAAUUAUUGCUGGACACUCCACUGGUGAAGGUCAUCGACCUGGAAGGCUCAGCGACGGCUAAGGACAACCUGCAGCAAGCAGACCUGGUGUUCAGUCUUCUUGAAGGCAAACCAGUCACAAUGUACGCCGUGGCUAAGGACUUCCAGUACUAUGAAUUCACUACUGGCUACAAAGAUGAAUCCGAACGCAAGCUGUCCGUUGUCGCCAACCUGAACCCAGAGAAGCGCGUGGACGUGUCCGUGGACAUCGUCCUCCACAAGAACAAGAAGAACAUCGUCCACGGCGCCCUGUUCAUCGAAGACAACCUCGUCAAGUCCGACUAUGGCGCUUCGAAGGACAACUUCAACUACUUCGUGGGUGCAUUCAAGAAGGACCUAAGUGUGCUACAAGAGCGUAUCAAGAAUAUUGGUGAAAAAGCAAAUGAGGACGUCAAAAAUACAUUAAAGCGAAUCGAGCCAACAUACAAACAGCUAGAACAAGCGUACAGGGACGACUUCGAGAAGCUGGCCCAGGAUAUCUCUAAUGACAAGGCUCUGAAGGAGAUCUCGGAAGCUAUGCACGUGUUCGCCAAAGUGAUUGCGAAGCUGAUCGACGAUAUCGUGACCGCCUUCAAGCCAAUGGCCGACAAGCUCGCCGAAACCGUCUCGUCGCUUAGCAAGAAGAUUGUCGAAAUGUACGAGAAACAGAUCGCCCCAGGCUUGAAGCAGCUAUACUCCAACGUAGCAGAUCUGGUGAUGACCUACUUCGAUGGCAUCCUCGACGCGGCGGCUCACUUUACUGCCAUGAUCAUGGACUUCUUCGAAAAGCACAAGUCUGAGCUGCAAGAGCUCACUAACAUUUUCACUGAAAUCUUCAAAGACCUCACUCGCAUCGUGGUCGCUCAGCUCAAGGAAUUGCGCUUUAAAUCUGCCGCAUUCAUAUCUGAACUAUCUGAACAGAUCAAGGAGAUGCCCUUCGUUGCCUUCCUCAAAGACAAGUGGCAAGAGUUAGCAGUACCAGAACAGUUCCUGGGCCUCAUGAACGACGCCUACCACGCGGCGCGUGAGGUCAUGCCCACUGAAGAGGCCAAGACCUUCCUCGAUGUCCUUCGCAAUUAUGCCCAAAAGAAAUUGCGUCAAGAGAAGUUCGACGAACAGAAGGAACUCAGGAUUGUCUACGAGAAACUGGUUGCUGCCGUCACCUCCCUGGUGCAGUACGUGCGUCAGACCGCAGGACAAUACGGCAUUUCCUACCCCACUAUCGGCUUUGCUAACUUCCAAGGCUUCUCGCCAAUAUCGCUGCCCUCGUUCAAGGGCUCAGCUGGCUUGAGCCUCAUCACGCAGGCUCUCCAGGGUGACUUCAUGAACCCAUUGACUCUGAUCAAGGCCUACAGACCAAGAAGCCUGAACCCACUCGACGAGGUUCCAGCUAAGAUGCGUGCAGUCAUCGUCAAUGGCAUGCACAUCUUCACAUUCGACGGCCGCCACCUCACCUUCCCUGGCACGUGCCGCUACGUGCUGGCGCACGACCACGUCGACCGCAACUUCACCCUUAUCAGCCAGCUGCAGAACGGACAUCCCAAAGCCAUCAUCCUGGAAGACAAGAGCGGCAUCACUAUCGAGCUGAAGGAGAACGGACAAGUUGCUCUGAAUGGUGCGAACCACGGUUACCCAGUUAUCGAGAAGGAGGUGUUCGCAUUCAGGGAGGCUAAGGGACGCAUCGGUAUGGGAUCGCUGUACGGAAUUAUGGUCUUCUGUACCAGCAAACUUGAGGUGUGCUACGUUGAAGUAUCCGGCUUCUACCACGGCAAGCUUCGUGGUCUGCUCGGAGACGGCAACAACGAACCUUUCGACGACUUCAGGGUACCCAACGGAAAGAUCGUCACAUCAGAGAGCGACUUCGGAAACGCGUACAAACUGGCGGGCAGCUGCAAACCUGUGGAGACUCCAGCUCACGACCAUCAGCAGAUGCACAUGGCUCUUCCAGCGGCCUGCGAGGCUGUCUUCGGUGGUACCUCACCCCUCAAACCCUUGUCUCUGCUGCUGGACAACCAUCCGUUCAGACAAGCCUGCAUCCACGCCUGCGGCGAAGACUCCCCCAAAGCAGCACAAGAGGCCUGCGACCUUGGACGAGCAUACGCCAUCCUUGCACAAACUGGCCUGCUCCCGGCCAUCCUGCCUGCACACUGUCUGAAGUGUACUGAUGCGGACAAACCCAGGGAAAUCGGAGAAAUCUACGACAUUAAGAUGCCCACCAAGCAAGCCGACAUCAUUGUUACUAUUGAAAUUACUGAGUCCUCCGAAAAAAUGUACAAGGAGCUCAUAGUCCCACUGGUGGGGCAGGUCAUCGACCAGCUGAAGAGCAAGCGCAUCACAGACGUCAAGGUCUACCUCGUCGGCAUCAGCUCCAAGUAUCCAUACCCCAUCAUUUAUGACACUGACCUAAAACUGAAGAGUGCCAAGGUGCAUUUCGACGACCAGUCUCGUUACAACAAGAUGAAGUCACUGCAAGUGGGAGACCCUCGCACCGACUACUACAUCAGAUACCUCGCCAAUAUUGUUGAGAACAUCAGGGUCACUUUCGGUCUCCAAAACAUCAUGGUUUCAUACGACACUAUCUACGACCUGCCUCUGCGCGCUGGAGCGGUCAAGCACAUGAUCAGUGGUAUUGGCGACUAUUGCUUUAGACAGGAUAUAUUGACAAGCUCAUUACGUUCGGUGAUGUACGACGUCUUCUUCAAAAACCUCGGCCUGUCUUACUCCCUCAUCAAGGGAACUCCUGGCAUAAAGAUCGGAGGUGGCAAGGAUGUCAACCAAGUUGUUGGUUUCUCCAAACACGGCGUGCUACUGCUGGGUGACAAGAAACAGAAGGAAACCGAAACCCUGAGGAGUACUCUCCACUUGGAGGUGGUAGACGAUUGCAUUGAAUUCUCGCAAGAUACGGAAGGCUACACAUUCUCAGCGACCACCUUCGCCGCCUGCGACCCUGGCAAGCAGAAGCAGUACCUCCAGACCGCUGCAACCUCCAUCGUGAACCGCAUGCUGCAUGAGAACCUGCUGCAGGUCUGCACUUGCAGCUACGUGGACAUCUACAGAGCGCGGUCCGUCUGUGUCGUUAAGGAGAGGAAAGAAGCGGCUCGCAGACGAAAGUAAAGACAGCCCAUCGCUGAUCUCCAGCGCUACAUCUACCAAAUAUUCUUAGUUUUACCACUACGGGCUCAGCAAAAUCAGGAAAGAGGAAUUUUUGAAAAAAAAAUCUCAUAUAAGUUGAUAAUAAAUAAGAAUUUUUGAUUGUUUUCUGGUUGAAAUUUUAUUUGGAAAAAAGCAGGGUCGUAGCUAGAGAUUAUAGUACAGAAGGGUUUAAUUCCUUUUGAAAUGUUUGCUUGAAGUAAUGUUAAGGUUUGAAGUUAGAUUUUUGUAUUUAGUUUAGGAUUGGUUAGAGAUGGCUUCGUUUUAUUUUAAUAAAAUGAUAGACAGUUUUUAUCUCAACCUAAAAAAAUUAAAUUCAAAUAAGGCUAAGUACAAUACAAAUAUCAAGCUCCAUUAAGUUACCUUUUUGUACAACUGAAGUUAUAUUUCAAUGUUACAAUUUUAAUCUUUUGUUGGUGAAAAUCAGAUUUUGUACAUUUCUAACUUAAACUACCAUAAAUACCAAAAACAUUUGAGUAAUUGAACUUCGAUAAUAAUUCAAUAAUCCGCUUCUAUACUUUUUUCUCUAGCUACAUCUCUGAAGAAAUAAUAAUUACGAUAUAGGAAUCGAAAAUAUUUUUCGAGAACAAAUUAUUGUAAAUUACACAUUUUAAUUUUUUUAUUUUAUCGAUUUGAUUCUUAUUUUUUAUCAGCCUAUCUUAGAGCCUGUAUAUAUUAGACUCACCAAAUGUUGUUAAGUAUAGACUAAACUAUUUAUGUCAAAAUACCGAACCAAAUGUAAAGUUUUAAUCGGAAGCUGUAUUAAAACAAAUUGUAAUGUAAUAAAAAUAUAUUAUUUACA